AUGUUACAUCCUUUGGAGUCCUUACAAGCUUUGGAUCGUGACUUGGGUACCAGCAAUCUCUUUAUUGCACUGAUUGUUAGCAAGUUCAACUCAAAUACAAAUAAAGACUGGCAAAGGCGAUUGGGAAGUGAUGCUAGCCCACCUUUAAUUAAUAAUUUAAAAAAAUUUCUAACCACUCAAGUCAUAACUUUAGAAGCUUGUGAGAAUUUAAACACAAGCUCAAAAGCCCAAUCUUACAAGCCCCAAAGCAAACCCAUUUAUGCCGUCUCCCAUCAGUUCAGCAUCUCAGAGUCUACAGUCGAGUCUAAAGCAAAACUUAAAGGGGUCUUUCUUUGUUUAGUUUGCUGUGGAGAUCAUUCCCUUGGGAAAUGUGAGCAGUUCAAGGCCUUUUCUACGGGAUCUAAGCUAGCCCUAAUUGUUAAUGAGAGAUUAUGUUUCAAUUGCCAUGGAAAACAUUUUUAA
Messenger RNA from Copidosoma floridanum, 462 nucleotides. RefSeq lists its product as uncharacterized. The record is from RefSeq and is a predicted model, not a curated record. Lineage: Eukaryota; Metazoa; Arthropoda; Insecta; Hymenoptera; Encyrtidae.